Elgaria multicarinata webbii is the source of this 969-nucleotide messenger RNA. Its product is annotated as olfactory receptor 14C36-like. Lineage: Eukaryota; Metazoa; Chordata; Lepidosauria; Squamata; Anguidae. Bases 1 to 969 code for a protein of 322 amino acids. Gene Ontology annotation, cellular component: membrane. The record is from RefSeq and is a predicted model, not a curated record. The transcript has a single exon. Gene Ontology annotation, molecular function: odorant binding; olfactory receptor activity; G protein-coupled receptor activity. Gene Ontology annotation, biological process: G protein-coupled receptor signaling pathway.
AUGUCGAAUCUUACUUCUUCCACCUCUGAAUUUCUGCUUCUGGAAUUCUCUCAGGUCCGAGGACUACAGAUCCUACAUUUCUUUGUGUUCCUAGCAUUGUACCUCACAACCCUGAUAGGGAACCUUUUUAUCAUCAUUGCAAUAGCCCUUGACUAUCGCCUGCAUACACCAAUGUACUUCUUCUUAAUGAACUUGGCCAUUUGUGAUCUUGGCACUAUUUCUGUCAUUGUACCCAAAUCCAUGCAUAAUUCACUCAUGAACAGUAGGGUCAUUUCUUAUUCUGAAUGUCUUGCUCAAGUUUUUUUCUUCUUCUUCUUUGAAGCCUCAGAUUUUGCCCUCUUAACAAUCAUGGCUCAUGACCGUCAUGUUGCCAUUUGCAAUCCACUACAAUAUGAAAUAAUUAUGAACAAAGGAACUUGCAUUAAGAUGGUGAUUGUUGUGUGGAUUAUUGCCCUUCUUCAUGCCAUGUUCAACACAGGUAGCACCUUUUCAAUGACCUUCUGUUCCAAUACUGUUGAUCAAUUCUUCUGUGAAAUCCCCAGACUAUUAAAACUCUCUUGCUCAGACUUAUACCUAGUUGAGGUUGGGAUGCUUGUGCUUGGUUUUAGUGUAGCAUUGGGAUGCUUUAUUUUCAUUAUUGCAACUUACGUGCAGAUCUUCACUGCAGUCCAUAAAAUUCGUUCUGCACAGGCACGGCAGAAGGCCCUCUCCACUUGCCUCCCCCAUCUCACGGUUGUCUCUGUUUUUAUGUUCUCCAGCCUCUUUGUAUAUGCAAGACCACCCAGUUAUAUUUCAUCUGUGCUGGAUCUAGUCAUUGCUGUGAUAUAUACCAUACUUCCCCCAAUGCUGAAUCCAUUCAUCUAUAGCAUGAGAAACAAAGAGAUCCAGACUGCUUUGUAUAAGUUAUUGAAUCUUAAGCACUUUUCAAAUAAUACACCCAGAUUCAUUCUGAAAUUGUUGGGAAUGUAA